Messenger RNA from Thamnophis sirtalis, 1465 nucleotides. The record is from RefSeq and is a predicted model, not a curated record. NCBI's taxonomy places the organism in Eukaryota, Metazoa, Chordata, Lepidosauria, Squamata, Natricidae.
CAGGCCUCGCUUGCGUUGCCCCGGGAGACGAUUCGUGGGGCGUCAUGGAGCCUGCGGGGAGCCCGGCCGGGUGCGGCGCUUCGGCCCAGGCGCUAGUGCCCGUCCAGACCGAGGCUUCCGCCGUAGCUCUGCGGAAGGAGGCGCCUCAGGAAGCCCCCAAGUGCCCUAAGAGGGUCCUGGACGAGGAUUCCUACAUUCAGAGGAGAAGCGGAGGAAGAAGAAAACAAAGACGCCCUGCCGUGCUUGGACAACUUCUUGGCCAAACACACCAGCGAGGAUAAUGCGUCCUUCGAGCAGAUCAUGGAAGUGGCCGAAGAGAAGGAGAAAGCGAAGCAUUAUUGGCUUUACGAAGCCGAAGAGGAAUUCGCUCAGACAUUGGGCCAGUCACUCUCUCUCAGGGCAGCCCAUCUCACAGGGUUAGAAAUGGGCCAGGAAUUCAUGCUGCGUCCCCAAUUUGCAUGGUUGUGAGUAAUACAGUGCUGUGUCUUUUCAGGGGUUCCUGAUGAGGAAGAGGUGUUUAAAAAGCCACGCGAGGUUGCCCACAGGAACACCCGUUUCUUGAAGGAUCCCUUUAGCCAAGCAGUGAGCAAGAGCCAGCUUCAGCAAGCAGCUGCCCUCAAUGCUCAGUACAAACAAGGCAAAGUGGGGCCCGAUGGGAAGGAGCUCAUCCCCCAGGAAUCUCCGAAGGUGAACGGAUACGGGUUUGUGGCCACACCUUCCCCCGCUCCGGGCGUGAACGACUCCCCUCUUAUGACCUGGGGGGAGAUAGAAAGCACCCCAUUGCGGUUGGAAGGUUCGGACACACCUUACGUCGACCGGACGCCAGGGCCGGCUUUCAAGCCUCACUCCGAAAGGACUCAGCCCGGCUAUGUCUCCCGCCUUGCAACGCCUAGUGAACCGUACUGCUAGCAAGUUCACGGACAAAGCUCUGCGGGCCAGUUACACCCCGUCCCCUGCCCAUGUGAGAACGCCCGGCUACAAGACCCCUUCCGGUGCCCUGCAGACCCCCACGGUCACCCCAACCUCCAGGACGCUCUCUCAGACCCCCGUGGCUCAGGAUCCCGCCUCUAUUACGGACAACCUGUUGCAGCUGCCUAAAAGACGUAAAGCGUCGGACUUCUUUUGACCCGGUCCUCUUGUCGGGGUCUCAGCAUGGCCCAAUAGACCAAUCCUGACAGAGACAAUAACGCCCAUCGAAAGCAACAGGAGAUGUGGGCUUGAGGUUCAGGAUCGUUCCUGCCUUUGCAGUCCUGGGUUGCCCUAAUCCUGGCUAGCCAGGGAGAAGUAGCGGAGGGAGAGUAAGGCUUUUUGAGUUGAAAAUUGGUUCCAACUUUUGGAUCGAUUGCCCAGGAAGACGGUAACCCGAACUGCUUGCACUGCACCGGCCCUUCUGAACACAGUUUGCUGGUUUGCCUUGGGGGUGCUCUCUUAAUUGAAUAAAGACAGGCUUCGCCUCCAAGAUCCA